CAAGGUGCACCCCCUCAUACCACUUGUAUUUUCUUCAUCCCAGAGAGAGAGAGAGGCAUGGAUCAAAGUGAGCAGUACCUAAAUAGUUUGACUCAAUACCUAAAUAAGAAGGUGAUCCAGUUGCUAAUAAUCUCACUUUCUUUCCUUUCCUUUUCCUUUCUCUCUCUCUCUUUCUCUUCGCCAUGCUACUCUUUCUUCCUCCAUUACUUCAACUUAUACUUGUCUGGAUUUCCUUUCCAACUCUUGACCCAAUAUUCCUUGCACAGAAACUAUAUCUUCCUCAUUUGUAAUGGAAUCUUGGUCCUCCUUGCAAAGACCUCCGGCUUCAUCAAUAUCCUUUCUCCGUCCGUCGACUCUGAUCUUAAUGACCACUCAGUUCUGAUCAAUGGAGAUAGUUUGCAAUCAUCAAAAGAGUCACUAAUGAUAGAGAAAGAACAAGUUUCGGUGGAAUAUUUAGAUGAAGAACAUGAGCCAGCUGGAAUUGUGAAUUUCAAUACAAAAUUAGGAGGAGAAGAAAAACAAGAAGAGACUGAAAAAGGGUCGAGUGGCUUUAUAAUUCAAGAAGAAAAAGAAGAAGAAGAAGAAGAAGAGGAGGAGGAAGAUGGAAAUGAUGAUGAGUUGUUAAAUAGAGAAGAGCUGAACAAGAAAUUUGAUGAUUUUAUUCGAAGGAUGAAGCAAGAAAUCAGGAUUGAAGCUCAACACCAACUAGUCAUUGUUUAGUACUGAUUCCUCCUCAUCUUUGAAUUUUCAAAGAAUACUGAAAGUAUCAAAUCUUGCUCCCUAAAUUUGGAAUUUGAAGAAAUUUAGUUAAAAAUUUAUAUUAAUUUUUUUUGGAUUCCAAAUUCAAUGGGCUGAUUUAGCACUUCCAAACAUAAAAAUGACACGGUAAACUUUUAGGUACUCUGGAUUGUGCUCUCAUUCAAUAGGAAGAUAUUGUUCUCUGUAAUAUAGAAAAAUAAGAAUAAGUCUUUGCUGGAUGAAAGCCUGAGUUAUUGGGCAAUCCAGGGGUACCCAAUCUGCAAUUCUGAUUUUAUUAUGCUGCUGUUUUUGCAAUGUAUAGUCUCAUAUGUAUAGUAAAAAUCUAUGAUCUGUUCAGUCUCGUUCAAUCUUCGUCUGCUUCUGUUUUUGCAAUGUAUAGUCUCAUAUGUAUAAUAAAAUUCUAUGAUAUGUUCAGUCUC
This is a messenger RNA of Cornus florida, 1178 nucleotides long. RefSeq lists its product as uncharacterized. The coding region runs from base 58 to 720 and encodes 220 amino acids. The transcript has a single exon. Lineage: Eukaryota; Viridiplantae; Streptophyta; Magnoliopsida; Cornales; Cornaceae. The record is from RefSeq and is a predicted model, not a curated record.